CACUUCCGCGUUCCUCACAUAGCAACAGCAGCAGAGCCAAAAUGGCGACCGGUGGAGAUCCUGCGUGACAUCGAACCGAGUCACAACACCGAAACCUGCGGUUUCCCCAGACACCGGCGUCAGCGCCAUGGCCUCCGCUCACGGGCGGCUGGGUCAGCACUUUCUGGCCGUGCUGGAUGUGGCUCUGCGGGUCCCGAGCAUCUUUAUAAUCGACGCUAUAUUUAACUCAUACUCUGAUCCCGGUGCCGGAUGGACCGGAACCGCCGGAAGAGUGUUAAUCCGCGCGCUGGGUAUUCUGGUUUCCAGUGUGGUUCUGGUGCUUUCCCAGAAGUCCCUGUUCAAGUUCUACACCCUGUUCACAGCCGUCCUCCUGGGCGGUGCGACAGUUCUGGUCAACUACUACGGCACGUCUCGCGGCGCGGAGGUGCUGCUGCCGCUGCGUAACGGCCCGACGCUCUGGCUAGCCCUGGCGCUGCUGCAGCUGCUGCUAGGAUUGGGAUACGUGGCGCUGCUGAACGUACAGUCGCUGUGCGCCGCCCUGGUGGUGGUGGACAUCAUGGCGCCGCUGUGCGGGCUGAUGGCGGAGCUGCCGGCGGACGCGCGACAGACGCUGGCGCUUGCGUCGGGAGCGAUUCUAGCGGCGCACGCGGCCGUGAACCUCCUGCUGAAGCUCAAGUGGUUCUACUACUCGUGCCGCUACGUCUACCUGCUGCUGCGCCACAUGUACCGCAUCUACGGCCUGCAGCUGCUGCUGGAGGACACGUGGAAGCGCAUACGCUUCCCAGACAUCCUGCGUGUCUUCUGGCUGACGCGCAUGACGGCACAAGCCGUCAUCUUAGUGUACGUGGUGCGCGUGGUGCGCUCCGAGAGCGGCCUGCAGCUCGGCUGGGAUGUGUUCUGGGACUUGUUCAGCAACCUCAUCAUCAGCGGCUGCGACUCGACGCUAACCGUGCUCGGCAUGAGCGCAGUCAUAUCCUCGCUAGCGCAUUAUCUCGGACUGAGCAUCCUAGCGUUCAUCGGCUCCACCGAGGAGGAGGAUAAGCGGCUCGGGUUCGUCGCGCCCGUGCUGUUCUUCAUCCUCGCGCUGCAGACGGGACUAAGCGGACUCAAACCCGAGGAGCGCCUGGUGCGCCUCAGCAGGAACAUGUGCCUUCUGCUCACGGCGAUUCUGCACUUCAUCCACGGCAUGACGGAUCCGGUGCUCAUGUCCCUCAGCGCCUCGCACGUCUCCUCCGUCCGCCGACACGUUCCCGUCCUGCUGGUGUCGCUGGUUCUGUUCGCUCUUCCCGUCCUGCUCAGUCACCUGCUGUGGCAUAAGUUCGAGCUCAACACGUGGCUGUUCGCCGUCACCGCCUUCUGCGUGGAGCUCUGCCUGAAGGUGCUGGUGUCGCUCACCGUCUACGCGCUCUUCAUGAUCGACGGCUUCUACAACGUGCUCUGGGAGAAGCUGGACGACUACGUCUACUACGUGCGCUCCACCGGCAACGUCAUCGAGUUCGUCUUCGGCGUGAUCAUGUUCGGCAACGGCGCAUACACGAUGAUGUUCGAGUCGGGCAGCAAGAUCCGCGCGUGCAUGAUGUGCCUUCACGCGUACUUCAACAUCUACCUGCAGGCCAAGAACGGCUGGAAGACGUUCAUCAACCGCCGUACGGCCGUCAAGAAGAUCAACUCGCUGCCGGAGGUCAAAGGCACGCAGCUGCGGGACAUCGAGGACGUCUGCGCCAUCUGCUACCAGGAGUUCGCUACGUCUGCGCGGAUCACGCCGUGCCACCAUUACUUCCACGCGCUCUGCUUGCGCAAGUGGCUGUACAUCCAGGACACGUGUCCCAUGUGCCACCAGCGCGUCUACAUCGAGGACGACGGACACGAGCGCGUCGCCUUCUCUAAUAACAACGGCUACGCCGCGCCGGCUCAGGAGAGGGCGGAGUUUGAGGAGGACAGGGGCGGGGCUGAAGCGGGCGGGGCCGUGGGAGGGGCGGAGCCUGAGAACGAGCUCCUGGAGGACAACGACAGCAUCGAGUACGACGAAGACGAGUGGGGAACGCAGCCCGGCGCCGCGCCCGUCGAGGAGGAUUACAUUAACAACGACGACGACGACGACACGGACUCCAGCUGAACCGAGGCGGAGAUUUAAGAUCAGGGAUGUUUUUGUUUUUUGUUGGCAUAAAAGGGCUUGUGUUUUAUCAUGGACUGCUCUUGAGUGAACGAUGAAGAGUGACGUGCUACUGUAAUGGCAGUAUACCUCGAUAUGAUCACUACUGGUCUCUUGUGUGACCUCUCUUAUAAUUGUGUACAUUAUUGUACAUGUAAUAAAAGAAUGAUACAGUUGUCCACUGGAGAAAGCUGAAUCAGCUGUUAAUCUCUCAUGUCUCCUCCUCAGUAUCUGAUAUUAUCACGCGGUGUUGCUUUUUGACCUGCCAGGCGCAUUUCCCCAUGUUUCAUCAAGAACGGUGUUUUCUGAAGUGUGGUGUUGUUGUGAGCGCAGUGACUCCAUCAUGUGUUUGAUUUCAGGCUAAACUGUUGAUUUUGCCAAGAGAACUGAUGUAAAUAAAGAAUCAGCUUUAGUUCUUUUGUAAAUAAAAUUAAUAAGAUGAAGUUCUAUGGAACUUUGCACUUAAUUAUA
Molecule: messenger RNA, 2623 nt
Organism: Megalobrama amblycephala (Wuchang bream)
Lineage: Eukaryota; Metazoa; Chordata; Actinopteri; Cypriniformes; Xenocyprididae
Gene: rnf139
Product: ring finger protein 139
Exons: 2
Coding region: 128-2116 (662 amino acids)
Biological process (GO): ERAD pathway
Cellular component (GO): endoplasmic reticulum; endomembrane system
Molecular function (GO): zinc ion binding; ubiquitin protein ligase activity
Source: RefSeq, a predicted model, not a curated record